UGGAAAGGCCUUUUCCCACUGGUUCGCGGCGAGCUGUCGCCACGAUUUCCGACUAGACGCUGACAUCCCACAUGCCUCUUUCUUUUCGAGUUUGCAUUCCGCACAGGUUGCUACAAACCAUCGCGCUUGAUUAAUUUUAAGCCAAUCAGUGAAGAUGCAGCUGCACGUUCGAGGUCUAAAUACGCACGUCUUGGACGUCCAGCCGGGUGACAGCAUUAGCCAUGUUAAGGCUGUUCUGGCAGGACUAGAGUCCGUCGACGCUCAGGAACUGAACCUCUACUGCGAAGGCGUACCACUCGGUGAGGAUGUGACCGUAUCUCAGCUGACCUCGGUCGAGCUCGACCUCACCGUCAGCCUGCUCGGUGGUAAGGUGCACGGUUCGCUCGCCCGUGCCGGCAAAGUGAAGGGACAAACGCCCAAGGUCGAAAAGAAGGAAAAGAAGAAGAAGAAGACGGGCCGUGCUAAGCGUCGCAUUCAGUACAACCGCCGUUUCUCGAGCGUGGUGCAGGCGUACGGACGUCGCCGCGGUCCGAAUGCCAACUCAGCCUAAGGAGUGUUGGUCUCUGAUGGGGGCGCAGGUCAAAACGGACAGGGGCUGUAUUCAUUUGUGUGUCUGGUCGGCGAAAAAGUUCAAGCGAAAGCUAUUAAAGCCAGCAACACAAUCUAAGUUGCGUGCCGUGAUGUAACGAGGAUUUGUUGGUUCCGUCAAUAAAAAUGAAGGCUUAAACUUUAA
Molecule: messenger RNA, 733 nt
Organism: Anopheles gambiae (African malaria mosquito)
Lineage: Eukaryota; Metazoa; Arthropoda; Insecta; Diptera; Culicidae
Gene: RpS30
Product: ubiquitin-like FUBI-ribosomal protein eS30 fusion protein
Exons: 3
Coding region: 155-550 (131 amino acids)
Biological process (GO): translation
Cellular component (GO): ribosome; cytosolic small ribosomal subunit
Molecular function (GO): structural constituent of ribosome; protein binding
Source: RefSeq, a predicted model, not a curated record